AUGGGUGUCACCGGCCUCCUCCCGCUCCUCAAGUCUAUUCAACGGCCCACCGAGCUGAAGAAGUACUCCGGGGAGACCUUCGCUGUUGAUGCCUAUGGAUGGCUUCACAGAGGCGCGAUAGCCUGUGCUAUCGAGCUGGCACAGGGCAAGCCGACCCAAAAAUACAUAACCUAUUGCAUGCGUCGAGUAAAGAUGAUGCAGCAUUUUGGCGUGACACCAUAUCUUGUUUUCGAUGGCGGCCCUCUGCCGAGCAAGGCAGGCACAGAGGCUUCCCGGCUCCAGCGUCGAAAAGACAGCCAACAGGCUGGCUUGGAGCUCCUCAAGGCCGGCAAGCCUUCCCUUGCUCACAAGGAACUCCAGAAAGCCGUCGAUGUGACGCCAGAGAUGGCUCGUCUCGUGAUUGAGGAGCUGAAGAGGGCAGGCCUUCCAUACGUUGUGGCCCCAUACGAGGCCGAUGCUCAGAUGGUUUAUCUCGAACGCCAGGGUCUGGUUAGCGGGAUUGUGUCUGAGGACUCCGACUUGCUGGUCUUCGGGGCGAAGAGGCUCCUGACAAAGCUCGACGACUACGGCCAGUGCAUCGAAGUAAACCGUCGAGACUUCGCGGCCUGUCGCGAUCUCCACAUGGCUGAUUGGACUGACGCUCAGUUCCGCCACAUGGCAAUUUUCUCGGGGUGCGACUAUUUGGGUGGCAUCAAGGACUUUGGACUGAAGACGGCGUACCGCAUGCUUCGAAAAUACAAGACACCUGAGAAGGUUCUGAAGAGGAUUCAACUCGAGGGAAAGCUUCGUGUAGCCCCCGACUUCUUGGACCAGUUUCGCCAGGCAGAACUGACCUUCCUCUACCAGCGUGUUUUCUGCCCAACAGCACAGGAGAUGGUCUUCCUCACACCGCUGCCAGAGGAUCUCAACGCUGAUGACAUGCCCUUCAUUGGUGCUUUCAUAGAAGCCUCCGUCAUGCAAGCCAUCGCAGCAGCAGAUGUGAACCCCAUCACCAAGGACGCGAUCGUUGUCCCGCCCUCGCCCGAGUCCAGGAAGCGUCGGGCUUCGUCGUCGGCUCACCUAGGCCCUAUGCAACCUCCCUCGGCCAAGAAGCCCAUCGAUUCCUACUUCAAGAAGGAUCAGAGGAUACCUCUUGGUAACAUGGACCCCAACUGUUUCACGAUCGAUCCACAGCGGGUUGCCACCAUGACAGAGAACGGCGAGCGACCCAUUGUGUUUCCUCUUCCCAGGCCGUAUGUCGAUGUUGCGGCUUCGCAGAGUCCAUCUGCUGCUCGGCCAUAUACCAAUCGCCUCCCAGUUUCGUCCUCGGCAUCAUCCCGGGCGCUACGCCGUCGCACCGAACCCAUUGGCAAUAUGUUGGCUGAUGCCGGUGUCUACACUGAUACCUCAUCGCGACGCCAGACACUGGGUUCGCAUAACCGCGGGGCUGUUUUCACCCGACCGCCUAAGAAGGCAAGGCUGUGUGAUGAUGCGAGUUUGGACAUGGCCCCGAGCAAGGAGACAAGCAAAUUCUUCCCAACAGGCGGCAAAAGAGCUUCAUCCAAGGCCGAUGGAUAUCUCAUGUCAGACGACUCGAUUGAGGAUGCGCUGCGGGAUCUGCCCGACAUUGAUGGCUGGCACUCGGGGAACAAGAAGAAGAUUGCGGUAUUUGAGGAGGUCUCACAAGAAAGUACAGAAGAUAUUCCUAAGGAUGACGACAUCGAGGCACUAAACACAGCCGCCUCGGAAACAGAGGCACUGCCCUCAGAGACCCCUCUACGAUCCAACCUCAGUCGGUUCACCUUUGGCCAAGAUUCGACAGCCAGCUCUCUCAACGCACGGCGGAUUUCCUAUAGUCGACCCACUCCUGCGUCUUCAGUGCAGUCAUCAGCUACGCGGUCGACCCCGGCAUCUUCCAACUCAUCCAUAGGAAGCGUGUCUACGGCGAGAUCGACGCCUGCCACUCCAUUGAUGACACCACUGCAGAGACUGGGUGCUCGAGCUAUGAAUACAGCGAAGCAGCCUCCCACGCCAACCUUCGCUGUUCCCAGGCCGGUGAAGAAGUCGAGCACUUCAAGACGAAGUCUCGAUAACCUUCCCGUCAACCCAUCGUUCGUGCCGCUGCCUUCCGUGGAUCUGGACGAGGUCGAAGCGCUGCAUCAGACUGAAGGCAGCGAGGACAUGAUUGUCCCGGAGAGCGAGAAUGAGGAGGAUGGACAGGAAAAUAUGGGCAAGCGAGCAGACAGAAGAUUGGACCUCUCGAGGUUUCUUUUCGCUUGA
This is a messenger RNA of Neoarthrinium moseri, 2259 nucleotides long. RefSeq lists its product as uncharacterized. The record is from RefSeq and is a predicted model, not a curated record. NCBI's taxonomy places the organism in Eukaryota, Fungi, Ascomycota, Sordariomycetes, Amphisphaeriales, Apiosporaceae. Gene Ontology annotation, biological process: DNA double-strand break processing; DNA recombination; mismatch repair. Gene Ontology annotation, molecular function: 5'-3' DNA exonuclease activity; 5'-flap endonuclease activity; metal ion binding. Bases 1 to 2259 code for a protein of 752 amino acids. Gene Ontology annotation, cellular component: nucleus. The transcript has 2 exons.